Anopheles coluzzii is the source of this 475-nucleotide messenger RNA. RefSeq names its product acyl-CoA-binding protein homolog. The transcript has 3 exons. Bases 121 to 378 code for a protein of 85 amino acids. Gene Ontology annotation, molecular function: long-chain fatty acyl-CoA binding. Lineage: Eukaryota; Metazoa; Arthropoda; Insecta; Diptera; Culicidae. Gene Ontology annotation, biological process: fatty acid metabolic process. The record is from RefSeq and is a predicted model, not a curated record.
ACACACUGACUUCGUAGCAGCACGGCGAACCCCGCGACCAGUCUACAUCGGACCAGCGUUUGAGCAAAAGUCACAGGCCGUUACAUCAUCUGAUCUUCGCCCGUCCAGCCCUUCCCAGACAUGGAGCAGAAAUUCAACGAAUCCGCCGAAAAGGUGAAGAGCUUCACCAAGCGACCGAGCGACGCGGAGCUGCUGGAGCUGUACGCACUGUUCAAGCAGGCGACGGUCGGCGACAACGAAACCGAGAAGCCCGGUAUGUUCGAUCUGAAGGGCAAGGCCAAAUGGCAGGCGUGGGCUGACCGGAAGGGCACCAGCAAGGAAGCGGCCAUGGAAGCGUACAUCAAGAUGGUCGAGGAGCUAUCCGCUAAGUACGUCUAAACGGACGGUGGCGCUAAGCAAAUUGCCAGACGGAUAAACGGCGCUGGAGUUUAAUACACAUUCGGUUCGGUACUUUUGUUUCUACAACUAUAAAAAC